Messenger RNA from Vollenhovia emeryi, 6134 nucleotides. RefSeq names its product solute carrier family 46 member 3. The coding region runs from base 236 to 1816 and encodes 526 amino acids. The record is from RefSeq and is a predicted model, not a curated record. Gene Ontology annotation, biological process: transmembrane transport. The transcript is spliced from 5 exons. Lineage: Eukaryota; Metazoa; Arthropoda; Insecta; Hymenoptera; Formicidae. Gene Ontology annotation, cellular component: membrane. Gene Ontology annotation, molecular function: transmembrane transporter activity.
GUGCAUUAGCCGAGAGCCCGUGCGGGACCACCGUGCGAUUUCCGACCUGAGCCGCGCGAGACCCGGCCGCCCCCCUCGAGGGGCCCUCGCGAAUCCGUUCCUCGCACUCGGCUGCCCAGGGCAGCUUGAUGAUCUUGAGCCGCGCGUACGCCCGGACGAUUGAAAGAGAGUCUGCUCCCCGUUCCCCGUGAGAGAGAAGUCAGCCCGCCCCCGUUUCUCACCCCGCGCGUGAAAUAUGUCCGAGAUCACGAGCACGAUCGGCACGCCCGGGGGGCUCGCACCGGAGAAGAAGGCGAUCCCCGUGACCGAGAAGCCCGACAGCGCCGUCACUUGGAAGUCCAUGAGCAUCCGGCAGAAAUGGUCCUUCCUCACCAGCAACAUCACCAUCGAGCCGAUGGUCGCGUGCUACGUCAUCCCCAGCGUGCUCUGCCAGCUGGCCACGCAGAAUCUCAUCCUCGAGAAGGCGUGCAGGGUGAACCUGGCCUACUCGGACGAGGUCUGCUCGGCCCUGUCCGCCAGGAACACCACCGGCUACGAGGCCGAGGAGACCGCGGUUCAGCAGAUGGUGGCGCGUAUGCAGACCUGGAAAACCCCCCUGCAGAGCGCCCUGCCGACCCUCCUGAUCCUCUUCAUGGGCGCGUGGAGCGAUCGCUCCGGUCUGAGGAAGCCCUGCAUGCUGCUGCCGAUCAUCGGCGAGUUCUUCAGCAGCAUCACCCUCAUCGCCUGCACCUACUGGUUCAACGAGCUGCCCAUGGAGGUGGUCGUGCUGGAAGCGGUCUGGCCCGCGCUAACCGGCGGCUGGUUCACCAUGUUCAUGGGUAUCUUCAGCUACAUAGCGGACAUCACCACCGUGGAGUCGAGAACGCUCAGGAUCGGCGCGGCCAACGUCUUCGUGUCCCUGGGCGUGCCGAUCGGCAUGGCCCUGUCGGGGAUACUGUAUACGAAGUUAGGUUUCUACGGUGUCUUCAGCAUCGCGAUGGUGUGUUACGUACUGAGCUUUGUGUACGGCCUAGUGGUGAUCAAGGAGGUACCGAGGGGGCUCGCGGAGCGCUCGCGGAAAAAGUCCCUUCCGACCGAGAGGAAACGGACCUCGCUGUGCGCCUUUGUUCUCGACUUCUUUUCCUUGAAGCAUAUCGAGGAGACAUUUCGCGUGGCGUUCAAGAAAGGGGCGAACAAUCGCCAGAAAAGGGUCGUCGUGCUCAUGGUCAUUGUUAUGGUCGUCAUCGGACCCCUUUACGGUACCGCAAUCUCCGUCGGUAUCUUCAGUCACAUUCUCAAGAUAGACGACGCGAUCGUGGGUAUCAUGAGCUGCACGAGUAAAAUUUUAGCAAGUUUCGUUUACGCGUUCGCCAAGUCCGCCUGGAUGGUCUACGUAGCCGCUAUCGUGGAGAUCGUGAACGGCACGUCUUUCAUCGCCAUGCGAUCGAUAGCUUCCAAGCUCGUGCCCACGGAAGAGCUCGGUAAAGUGAAUUCGCUGUUUGGCGUAUGCGAGUCCCUGAUGCCGCUCAUUUACGGGCCAAUGUACAGCGCGAUUUACGCGGCGACCAUGAAUUCGUUUCCGGGGACGUUCUUCAUCGCCGGCGGAUGCAUGACAUUGCCCGCGGUGUUUGCAUUCUUCUGGUUGUACACGGAGCACCGAAAGGACCGCAUUAUGAAGGAGCAGACGAAGGAACCCGAAGCUAUGAUGAAUCAUAAGAACGAGGAGGCGACAGAUUAUAAUUUGAAGGCGUCGAACCCUCGGAUCGUGGACGCACAGAAGAAGGCCGAAAUGAUGAAUGGCAUAGAUAACGCGGCCUUCGAAUCGGAGCAGUUGUGAUCUCACGAUUUACGUGAUCUUUUUUUUUAAUAUACGGAGAUACGUACGAUACAUUAAUAAUACCUCAUCAAAAAGGAACGGAGGAUCCGAAAGGAUACCUCGGGGCCUAAAUGCCGGUCACGUUGCCGGCCAAGGCGCUAGCGAAUUUGCUUUACGAGGGGGAUACCAAAGGCAUUUUAUUAGAACAUACCAAUCGAAACGGCAUGUCGAAAUUCAAGGUGCACGAAGAUUCCGGCGAGCCGUCUUUCGUCACAGUUUUACGAAAGUCGAAUUUGUGACUUGCGGUACAUUUAGCAAAGACGACGAUACGAUAGUAAUUUGUCAGAGGUAAAAACGCGUGAACGUUUCUCCAAUGAAAUGACGUCUAACGGAACUCUCGUUCUGGAGUACUUUAGCACGCGGUGAGAACGAAUUAGGAUUCUGAAUUACGGCAUUCUCUCAAAUCCUACGCAACUGCUAACUGUUAUCACCUUCAUACUGCAUCAAGGUGUAAAUAAAGCACUUUAUUGAGACUUCCUCUUUGCCAUCCAUGACUUCACUUACUGCAGCUUGUAGAUCUUAUUUCAAGUAUUCUCAAGAUGUAGAGAUACUCCGAAUGAAGGAUAACUACCAGCUUGUUUAAUAUUUCUAGUUGAAAAUAGUACCUAACAAGAGUUGAAAGGGUUUAUGUUCUUUCUUUUUAAGAUCUGACGACAUAUAAUUAAUGCAGUCACUUCAGAGAGGAUAUUACUCCAAGAUUGCUUUUCGAUAAGUACGAAAAUACUGAUUUGCUGCAUUGAAUACAUUCAUGUUCAAUAUCUUUGGAAUAAAAUCCUUCUUAAGAUGAAUCAUUUAUUUAUAUGUAAAAUAUAUUAUACACAUGUAAUGUACAUACAAUUUGUUGUAAUUCCUUGCAAAUCUUUCGCAGUCUUUAAUUUAGUACUCGUUCAAAAGCGACGAAAUCAUUGACGGAAACACCGUAGUUUAACAAAGUGACGUUAAACGCGACAUACAAAUUUUUAUUUAACAAUCUAUAUAUAUCCUUUAUUUCGGGUACACUAGUACAAACUGUACUUAAACGGAUUACGACGACAGCGUGAAAGGAAUAUGCGCAUCACAGAUAUUCAUAUCGCAAUAUUGGCUGCUCAGUUUCUUUCCUGUUUUUCCUCUCUUUCUCACCCUCUUUCGCUGCACCAAGAGCAAACCUUCGUAAGUGAAACGUGAAUCCUACUUUCUUCUUAGCGCAAAUUUUCUAACAAGCACGCUGACCGCGUGAUAACAUUGCGAUUAUGGGAUUUUGUCGAAAAGAGCUUCGAAUAGGUAAUCGUUUUUUUUUUAAUCAAUCUUAAGUAGAGUUUGAUAAGUAGCAAUACAAACUUUGAGAUGUAAUUCAUGUAUGCGUAUACAAUACGAAUCCAAAAUUGGUAAAACAAAUGCAUUUGUUAGCGCGACAGCGUAAUACACGUACAAUUCUCACAUCUGACAUUUUGUUUCCGUAGAGCAGUUGUUAAGUUUUUACACAGAUUCGUAAUUUCGUGUGUGAUAAAUUUAAGUGCGAUAAUUUAAUUAUAUAUAUAUAUAUAUAUAAUACGAAUGUAAAAAUCGGUUGCGUACGUUAAUUUCAUGGAUCUGAUUAAAUAAUAAAUAAGUAACAUAGCAAAUUAAAUUAAUUGAUUGUACUAAAUGGUAAGAAAGAUAAAUCGAUUGCUCUCCGUGCCUAUUUUCCGACACACUCGACUUUUAGGUAUUUAUAACAAUCUUUAACGCUUAAGCGUAUUUUAGACAAUCUAUAAUUCGCGUCAGAAUUCAGGAUAAUCCGCUUAUAAUUUUAUGUGCUGUGUAAUGCAAAAAAAAUAAACAGCUCGACAUUAUUUUACAAUCGACGUAUAUUAAUAAAGUUGGAAGGUAUAAGCAGCAAGCUAUAUUUAUUUUUCUAUGCAAUUAAUAAAAACGUUACUUUGGAUUCACUUUAAAUAACAUUAUAUUUAAUGCUUAUGUAUACAUAUAUGCGCCGUGCUAGUCGCAUAAAUUAUACAGUUUUAACAGAACCAGCAACUUCUAAUUUACUAUUUAUUUUUAAUUUUUUUCGAGACAACCGUGAUAAGCCAUGUGAAAUUAUAAAGAGUUAAGAACGUAAAUCGAUCAUAUUGUUGCGUUUAUAUAACGCUGUAAAUUAUACAGCGAUUAUUUGUAAAGACUGAAACUGAGUUGUAAAUAUAGCAACAGUUAUAUAAUUUAUCCCGUCCUUUCUAGAUCUUGCUGAUAAUGUGCAUAGAAGUAAAAAAAAACAGUAAAUAAAGUUAGAACUCAUGAAAUUGCAACGAUGGGAAUUUUUAAUUUCUCUCAUUUUUAUCUGAUCACGGAUUUCUUCUAUUUAUCAAGAAAUUUUUGUUUCUCUUGGCCGAUUCGUAAGUCUAUUAAACAUUCUACCGAUUUUGAGCAAAUUUUUAAAUAAUUUUCCAAUGGUUUCUAAGAAGUUGACGCUAUUAAUGCUUCGUCAAUUUUCCAGAGAUCGUAUCAGAAAUCUAGCAAUCCUGUUUUACCAAAUGCAAUUAAUUAAUAAGCAUAUAUAAUAAAUUAUAAAUAAACGAUAUAAAAUUAUCGUUAAGAUGUAAUGUAAUUAUGAACAUCAAAAAUAUAUACUUACCAGCACAUGGUGGAUCCUUGUUCCAUCAAUAAUUUCCAUUUUCGUUACAAAAUGUAAAAAAAAAUGAACUUGAGUUGCCACAAUUAUUACAACAGUAUGCGUUAAUUGACUUGACAGCAAUCAGAUAUUCGAAGGAUGGAUUCAACUGAUUCAACCAUAAAAAUAUCAUAUGUUAAUAAAUAUAGUUGCUGUGAUAAAAAAUAUUCAAGAUAUAAAAGUAUGAGAAAACAGUGGGAGGCGUAAGUUUUGUUUUAUCUUCGAGGAUUGGAUUCGCGGACGGGGUACGCUUUGGACGAUGAGAGGUGCGGAAAGAAAUACUCCUCGUGCGAUUCAUGUUUUCAACAAUUUACUCCUAGGCUCUUGUUCUGGCCAGUUGAGAAUGAGACCGGCGCGCACUCGCGGUCCCCCCUUUGUUAAUUACAUAAUACAUAAAAAUAAUGGUAUGUACAAAUGUAGGGAGAAAUGUUAGGCACUCAAUGAACAGAACGGCGAAACUAUAAAUGGUAGCUUUGUCGCGCGCACCGUGCGGAUGGUGUUUCCUACGGCGUGCGAUUGACAUCGACGAGAUAUGAUGCGCUCGGAGAGCAGAGAGCGGGAGACAAGUUUUAGGGAUACCGUGGUGCGAAAGGUAGAGCGCAUUUACGCGACACGGACGCGCCAGAAAAGAAAAACCAACAGUGCGAUCGGCUUCUUUCUUUCCAAAUUUGGUUCGCCACUCGACUCGCGUCGAGUCCCCCCAGGAUUGUCGCGGUGAAGUUGGAAUGUUAACGGUCGGGCAACAAGCGUGGCUUUUUUUUUCUUACGUGGAAUGUGCUCCGCGCGAAGUCUCACGAUUAUCUUUAUUUUUUUCCUCUUUUUUUUCCUUUAAAAAUUAAGUCGCAUUAUCUAAGUACCGCAGUGUUGUUAUACAACGUUAAUAACGCUCCUCCCCGUAUCUUCACUGGCCUUCGGGUUCACUACGGUGAACGGCGUGGACACGUUCGAAAGGAACUGCUCACUAUUCUGAUUUUAUGCGUAUCGGCGCGCGUUAUCUGUUUUUUUUCCCCUCUCUUCCCGUAUAGUCUGGGCACGUCUGUAGACUAGAGUUCCCGUGUCGUUAUAACGUUGGUUUGAAUCAAAACGCAAAACGCAACUGGCGUAAAACGUCCUACCGUUACUCUCAAUCUUUUCCCUCCUCGUGUCCGGACACGUAACCGGUGCUCGUGUACCUUACUAUUAUUACGAUUCGAUUCCAAUCGAUCAAAUCCGUUUCACCACACGCGCUACUAUGCUAAACGUAAAAAUAAGGACGUAGUCGCUGUUGUAUGCAAGCGGUUCCUUGACACUGCCAGUCCGAUAUAGUCGAUGCCACCUUUCCACCUCAUACAAUUAUCCUCUCGCUUUAUCAAUCGGUCGACAUACAAACUGCGUGAUAUAUAUCAUUGUUUUUCUUCCCCAAGUACUCGACGUUAAAGUCCACAUUACGCAGAAUAAAAUAAGUUACACGAUUUGUCUAUUUUUUUCUCAUUAAAAUAUGAUACAAAUUACAAUUAUUUAUGCUUGGAGUGUAAGAGCCGUUAGUUGUGAAACUAGAAAGCCUUCGUCCUUUUAUUCGCGGUCGUAAAAACUGUCUUUCCACGGAUGGGAUACAAUUCGAUUUGUACAAUUAGAGCUUUAUACAUAUCCUUGUAAGGUACGCUUGAUAUGACUCCG